GAGGGCUACUCAGUCUGUCUGCCCUCUCCCGCUCAAAGACGCCCUCUCCCGGCCACACGGCGAGCACACAGCCGCUGCUUCUCUCCGGCGCCACUCCAUCCACGCACAUCCAGGACUCACUCGCGGUCCUCCUGCCAGUGUGAACGCCAGCCGGAGACCGAGGAGGAGCAGCUUCACCGGGCGACCCAAGCCCGCAGAAACCCCUCCUCCGCCCCCCCAACACACACAAGGACAACAGCCACGGAGGCUUUUUUCUUUUUCACGGGUUCGACUCCAAAGUGACCGCACCGACCAAGUUGCCAGAGCGGAAGAGUUGCGCGAACAAGCCGCGCGGCCGCCACGACGCCGUCGACAUGGAUAAAGUUGUCGGGUGUUGGUUCUCCGCCAUCACGCUAUUGCUGUCCGCCAGAGGAGAAGUUUUUAAAGGCGACUGCAACUUUGCCAAGCCGCUGGCAGCAUGUGGUUACAGCCAAGGCAGAGACGACGACCUGGACUGGGAGCAGGUCAAUACCAGAGAAAAGCCUUCCUUCGAUCCAUGGAUGCCCUCAGGUUCCGCCUUCAUGAUGGUCAACACGUCGGGACGUUUCUCCGGACAGAAGGCCUUACUGCUGACCCCCCAGCUGAGGGAGAACGACACCCACUGCGUUAUUUUCCACUACUACAUCGGCGGCAGGGACAACAGCCACCCGGGCCACCUUAACAUCUACAUCAAGGAGAACAACAGUCCCAUGGGGAUGCCCGUUUGGAACAUGUCCGGCCCGGCGACCUGCUCCUGGGCUCAGGUGGAGCUGGCCGUCAGCACCUACUGGCCCAACUUCUACCAGAUUGUGGUUGAGGCCGUAACCUCCGGGCAGCACGGCUUGCUGGCCAUCAAAGACGUCCUGGUCCAAGGCCACCAGUGCAUGAAUACGCCACACUUCUUGACGAUAAAGGGCGUGGAAGUGAACGCUGGGCAGACCGCGUCUUUUCAUUGCACCGUCAACGGACGUAAGCGGGACAAUUUUCGCCUCUGGCUUCAGGGCAUGGGUGGACGGGAGGCCCCCAUGAAGACCACCAAACCUUGGAACAACCGCCGCUUCAUCGGCACCUUCGAUGUGGAGAACACCACCAAGGGCGACUCGGGACGCUACCGCUGCAUCGUGCACUCGGACAAAGGGGUCGGGGUGUCCAACUAUGGAGAGCUGAUCAUAAAGCGUGAGUACUGA
Messenger RNA from Entelurus aequoreus (snake pipefish), 1205 nucleotides. RefSeq names its product receptor-type tyrosine-protein phosphatase mu-like. The transcript is spliced from 6 exons. Lineage: Eukaryota; Metazoa; Chordata; Actinopteri; Syngnathiformes; Syngnathidae. Gene Ontology annotation, cellular component: membrane. Bases 354 to 1205 code for a protein of 283 amino acids. The record is from RefSeq and is a predicted model, not a curated record.